Molecule: messenger RNA, 844 nt
Organism: Wyeomyia smithii (pitcher-plant mosquito)
Lineage: Eukaryota; Metazoa; Arthropoda; Insecta; Diptera; Culicidae
Gene: ix
Product: mediator of RNA polymerase II transcription subunit 29
Exons: 3
Coding region: 69-704 (211 amino acids)
Biological process (GO): regulation of transcription by RNA polymerase II
Cellular component (GO): mediator complex
Molecular function (GO): transcription factor binding; transcription coregulator activity
Source: RefSeq, a predicted model, not a curated record
UGGUACCUAGCCAGUCUCACAGAUUUAUUUCACAAGGGUAGUUAUCCGCUCUGCUCCAAACAGUAAAAAUGAUGAAUUCUAUGGGAAUGCAUAUGCAACAGGGGGGAGUAGUGCCGGGAGGUCCCAGUGGAGCUGUUGGUAUCGCAGGUCCAGUCGCAGUUUCAUCCGUAAUGAUGCAGUCACCACAGAUGCAGCAGCAACAGCAGCAGGUAGCUCAACAACAGCAGCAGCAGCAACAACAACAUCAAUCACAAGCGCAACAGCAGCAGCAGGCUCAGCAACCCGAAAAAGUGGACAACAUUUCCAAGGUUAAAGGAUUAGUUGUCCCGCUGCGGGAUGCUUUAUCGACGACGAUCAAAACAGCUGCACAGCUGCUACAGCAGAACAAUUUAAACGAUGCCGGAACAAAGGGUAGUGAUAUAAGCACCAACACGCCAAGGUUUGAUAAACACUUGGAAGAAUUUUAUUCCAUUUGCGAUCAAAUUGAACUAAAUUUGAAAACAGCCAAGCUUUGCAUGCAGCAAGGAACGUCAUCGCAGCAGUAUCUCCCCAUACCUGUAGCACCGACUCAGCCAAAUCCUGCCGAAACAAACGCGCUCUCAUACAGCCAGUACUUAGAUGUGGUCAAAAUUCAAAUUGGUUACGCGAAAGACAUACACGACACCCUUAUUUGUGCAGCCCAAAAUAUUUCCCCCAGUGAAUGAUAGAAACCCGAUAAUAGGUUUUCGGAUUGAAUGCUCGAUGAAAUGAAUGGGAUGAGCGAUGCCGAGAUGUAUGUUUUCUUUUUAUUCGAUAUGGCCACUAGAACUAUAAAUUUUUGAAUAAAAUAGUGUAUGUAAAUAGA